UAGGUUAGUGGUCCGACAGGCAUGACGGUGAAGAGAAACUGGGUCACCGAUUGAAAAUCGUUUAUGUCAUACUUAUGUGUGUUGCUAUUACAUAUUAGCAGCGGCGUUCAACUGAUGGAUUAAUCUCCCUGGAUCUUUUAUGUAGACAGGCUGCCCCAGCUGCUGAAGGAUCCGAUCGCAUCAGCGCAGGCCACUUCAACGUGGACAGAACAAGGCCAGGCUGCAUCAGACCAGACUGAGAGCGGACUGAGACCGGACUGAUUCAGACGAUACCAGGCCCGUCCGGGAGGCCUGUUCCAGUUUCCUGUCCAGUUGAGGGCCCGAGCGUGGAUGGAAGGAGAUGAUUUUAGCACACAGGCUGUGAUGAACAUCUGUGAUGACCUGAUGGCAGACCAAAGGAUGGACAUCUCGUCUACAAUGACCGACUUCAUGUCCCCCGGCUCCACUGACCUCAUCUCCAGUUCCAUCAGCACGCCUGGCAUGGACUACACCCGCAAGAGGAAAGGCAGCACCACCGACUACCAAAUUGAUGGCUUCUCAUUUGACGACAUGGACCCAGAUAAAGAUAAGCUGGGAAGUGACCAGCAGGGCAGGAUUAAGAAUGCCAGAGAGGCUCACAGCCAGAUCGAGAAACGUCGCAGGGACAAGAUGAACAGCUUCAUCGACGAGCUGGCGUCACUGGUGCCCACCUGUAAUGCUAUGUCCCGCAAGCUGGAUAAACUGACAGUCCUGCGCAUGGCUGUCCAACACAUGAAGACACUCAGAGGUGCAGCCAACCCGUACACAGAGGCAAACUACAAGCCUUCCUUCCUUUCAGACGAUGAACUGAAGCACUUGAUACUAAGGGCUGCUGAUGGCUUCCUGUUUGUGGUCGGAUGCGAUCGUGGCAAGAUCCUCUUUGUUUCUGAAUCCGUGUACAAGAUUCUCAACUACAGCCAGAAUGACCUAAUAGGUCAGAGCCUGUUUGACUAUCUUCAUCCCAAGGACAUCGCCAAGGUCAAAGAGCAGCUGUCCUCCUCCGAUACGGCCCCACGAGAGAGGCUCAUCGAUGCUAAAACUGGCCUUCCUGUGAAGACAGACAUCACCCCCGGCCCGUCUAGACUCUGUUCUGGAGCUAGGCGGUCAUUUUUCUGCAGGAUGAAGUGCAACAGGCCGUCUGUCAAAGUAGAGGAUAAAGACUUUCCCUCUACCUGCUCUAAGAAAAAAGCGGACCGUAAGAGCUUCUGCACCAUCCACAGCACGGGCUACCUGAAGAGCUGGCCGCCUACCAAGAUGGGUCUCGAUGAAGACAACGAGCCCGACAACGAGGGCUGCAACCUAAGCUGCCUGGUGGCCAUCGGCCGCCUGCACCCCCACAUCGUCCCCCAGCCCAGCCUGGCAGACAUCAGGGUGAAGCCCACCGAGUACGUCUCCCGGCACGCCAUCGACGGCAAGUUCGUCUUCGUUGACCAGAGAGCCACAGCUAUCCUAGCCUACCUGCCACAGGAGCUGCUGGGAACCUCCUUCUAUGAGUAUUUCCACCAGGACGACAUCGGCCACCUGGCAGAGUGUCAUAGACAAGUGCUGCAGAUGAGGGAGAAGAUCAACACCAACUGUUACAAAUUCAAGAUCAAAGACGGCUCCUUCAUCACGUUAAGGAGCAGAUGGUUCAGCUUUAUGAACCCCUGGACCAAGGAGGUGGAGUACAUCGUCUCUACCAACACAGUUGUGUCGUGUCCUAUGAUGGAGGGCUCAGAUUACCCUCAGUCUGCUGCCUCUCCACAGAGUAUGGACAGUGUUCUGACCUCAGAAGGUGGGGGGAGGCGGGCGCUGCAGACGGUGCCCGGCAUCCCCGGUGGCACAAGAGCAGGAGCUGGGAAGAUUGGACGCAUGAUUGCUGAGGAAGUGAUGGAGAUCCAGAGGAUUCGAGGCUCCUCCCCCUCCAGCUGUGGCUCCAGCCCUCUGAAUAUUACCAGCACACCUCCACCUGACACCUGCUCCCCAGGGGGCAAGAAGAUUCAGAACGGAGGGACGCCCGACCUGCCGAGCACAGGCAUUCUUCCUGGACCUGAUUCUGUAGGCUACCCCUACUCCAACCAGUCCAUCAUGAGUGACAACUCCCACCUGAGCAUAGACAUCAUGGAUGAGCCCGGUUCCAGCAGCCCCAGCAACGACGAGGCGGCCAUGGCGGUCAUCAUGUCCUUGCUGGAGGCGGACGCCGGCCUCGGCGGGCCCGUCGACUUCAGCGACCUGCCCUGGCCUUUGUGAGGAAGCUGGAAAGGAAGAGCCGGAGCUGCUGGCGUCAGGUGGACGUCUGGCUGCCACGUUUCUCGCCCUCUGUGCACGACUGCCACAAAAAUGUCCAUCUUAACAGGAAAAAGCUCUGUAGAUACGGAAGAAGAGAUCCUCUCUCUUUCGCUGUCCGUCAAACUGAAUGGCUGUUUAGGUUUCACUCCCACUUUUUGAUGCAUCAUUCCCUGCAGGUGGAGCUGAGAUCCCGUUAAGAUGAUCAUUUUUCCGGUGCUGGUUUCCUAACAUUGCCACGGUGAGAAACCGUUUCUCUAACAGCAGCAGUGCUGUCACGUCGACGCUCCUUCACUCACUGCUCUCUGAUUAGCGGUGCUUCCGGGUCCCCGACAACGGCC
Messenger RNA from Archocentrus centrarchus (flier cichlid), 2624 nucleotides. Its product is annotated as aryl hydrocarbon receptor nuclear translocator-like protein 1. The record is from RefSeq and is a predicted model, not a curated record. Gene Ontology annotation, cellular component: nucleus; cytoplasm; transcription regulator complex. The coding region runs from base 331 to 2247 and encodes 638 amino acids. The transcript has 20 exons. Gene Ontology annotation, biological process: regulation of DNA-templated transcription. Gene Ontology annotation, molecular function: DNA-binding transcription factor activity; protein dimerization activity. Lineage: Eukaryota; Metazoa; Chordata; Actinopteri; Cichliformes; Cichlidae.